AUGUCGGGCACCCAAGUUAUCAAGGCCGCUUCCAUGUUCACGCCGUCUGGCGCGGCAGCCAAGACCUCUGUCGUGAAGGAGAUGAUCCUUGGAGCCGGUCUGGGCACUGUGUUGGGCUUCUGGUGGCAGACGUACCACUGGAACGAGAACAAGAAGUGGGACGACUUCUACGCUGCACGUGCCGCGGCCAAGGCCAAGGAGGCCAGUGCUUGA
Messenger RNA from Auxenochlorella protothecoides, 213 nucleotides. RefSeq lists its product as hypothetical. The transcript is spliced from 3 exons. The coding region runs from base 1 to 213 and encodes 70 amino acids. The record is from RefSeq and is a predicted model, not a curated record. Lineage: Eukaryota; Viridiplantae; Chlorophyta; Trebouxiophyceae; Chlorellales; Chlorellaceae.